GCAGACAGAUUCUUUACCAUCUGAACCACCAGGAAAGCCCCAUUAUUAUCUUACCUACAAUAAAACAUUUGUUCUUAUGUAGCAUCAUUGCAAUUUCUCCAUAAUGGUUUAGCAUUUUCAGUAAGAUGAAGGUCAGAUUACCUUUAUGCACAUCCAUAUGAUGGACUAUUAUGUAACCAUUUAAAGAUGAGGAUGUACAUAUACUGACUAGAAGAACUAUUAAUGAUAUUUUUAGACGGUAAUUUGCAGUUCCACACCAUAUAAGAAUUUAGUGUUUAAAAGCUGUGUUAUAUAGAGACAUGCCUAUAUACUUUAGAAAGUAUUAGAAAAAGUAUAUACCUUAGAUGAAUGAAUGGAAAAGAAACUUGAGCUUUUGAACUUCUUGUUUUAUAUAACUUUAACAAUGGGAUUAUUGAAAAACACCCACACUUUUUUGUGCAUUUCAAUAUUUUUAAAAUAUUGAAACAAACUUUCUUUGCUUGUGUUGGAUAGAUAUUCUAAUAAAAGUCCAUGCAAUUAUAGCUUUUAGAAAAAAGUAGAUUUCUAAGAGUAAAGGUAAUGCAGGUAAUGAAUCAAGAGACAAAAUAAUAUCUUCUUUGUCUUGGUGGGUGAAAAGGAAAUAUGAUUGUUGAUCAUAUAUGCCUACUUGCACACAGGUGUACACAGGUGUGUGUACACAGCAUUAACAUUACUGAGUUACCCUGGAGAAAUGACAGGAAUUCUCAUAAGGCAAAAUAAAGAAAAGUAAAGCAAAAAAAUAGGAUAGGAAAAAUAUGUGUACAUACACAUAUUCCUAGAGUAGUGGUUUUCACGUUUGCAUAAUAGUUGUAAAAUAGCUAAUAAUGUAUUCAUUAACAUUUGAGUGCUCACUGUCUGUCAAACAGUGUUUUAAGCCCUUAUAGUGUUGUUUUACUGUUACAUUUGCUUGUGAAUUUAUAUGCCAGGAUAUGUGUGGAAUAGUGUACAUAUUUUCACAUACUUGUGAUUGUACAACCCCUGAUCUGUCAGUCUACCCAAGCCUACUGAAAAAGCAAUGAACUCUGGAGUUAUUUUAAAAGGUAGGUUAUUUUUCUCAUUUCUCAUAUUCUUAAUUCCUUUGAAAAGUUCUACUUGCUGCAUAAAAUCAAGAACCCUAAUUUGCAUAUCUUUGUGGUUGAUUGCUAUGAAGCCAAUGUUUAAAUUUCUUUGAGGUCUCUUUUAGUGCUUGGUAUCUCAGGAUGAAGAUCUUGUCAGGAGGGUGAAUAUAUAUGUGAAUAUGUAUGUGGCUCUUGGUCUUGGGCAUUUUGUGACAAAGGAAUUCCCCUUUGAAUUGCCUGCUCCCCUGAAGCCCCUGGAGCCUCUGGCUCAAGCAGCGCAGUCGAUCUGUGCAGUGUCUCUGACGUCACCAGUGUAUGCAUAAGCCCUGCUAUUGUCUUACUGCUAUAACUGGGCUGGGGAUUGCAGUAUCCGCUGUUGCUGCUGCUCCCAGUCUUGCCCCCACUGCUACCUAGUCCUGCCUCCCUGCAUCCCAGAAGAGCCACGUCGGCCUGCCUUUUCCUAUUGGAUUUUCAAAAGCAGCUCUUCGGUUUUUGGUGCUGUAGGAGACCUUGCUUUUCAAUCACACGGGAGAACACUGAAGCUUGUAAGAGGAGAAUCUGGCAGCUGGACACAGCUUGGACUGCAUUGUCUGUCUUCAUGACCUCUGCUGUGUAGCAGCUCAUCUCUCCACUUUCACACGUACACUGUCCUCGAUUUUUUUCUUCCUUCCUUCUUUCCUCCAUUUUUCUAAUUUUUUAAAAGCAGCCUCUGGAGCCAGCCAUGUUUGGCACUGAAUCUUCAUUGAGCAUGUUUUUGAACACAUUAACACCGAAGUUCUAUGUGGCUCUAACAGGAACUUCCUCACUAAUAUCAGGGCUUAUUUUGAUAUUUGAAUGGUGGUAUUUUCGCAAGUAUGGAACAUCAUUCAUUGAACAAGUCUCAGUAAGCCACUUGCGCCCCCUUCUGGGAGGGGUUGACAACAAUUCCUCCAACAAUUCUAAUUCCAGUAACGGGGACUCAGAUUCCAACAGGCAAAGUGUCUCAGAAUGCAAAGUAUGGCGAAAUCCACUUAAUUUAUUUAGGGGUGCUGAAUAUAAUCGGUACACUUGGGUGACUGGACGAGAACCUCUGACUUACUAUGACAUGAAUCUCUCUGCGCAGGACCACCAGACCUUCUUUACCUGUGACUCGGACCAUCUGCGUCCUGCAGAUGCAAUAAUGCAGAAAGCCUGGAGAGAGAGAAACCCCCAAGCUAGGAUUUCUGCUGCCCACGAAGCCUUAGAGAUAAAUGAAAUUAGGUCCAGAGUUGAAGUUCCCCUAAUUGCUUCCUCUACCAUCUGGGAGAUAAAAUUGUUACCAAAGUGUGCAACUGCUUAUAUUCUCUUGGCUGAAGAAGAAGCAACAACCAUUGCUGAAGCAGAGAAGCUGUUUAAGCAGGCCCUGAAAGCUGGAGAUGGCUGUUACCGGCGUUCUCAGCAGCUGCAGCAUCAUGGAUCCCAGUAUGAAGCCCAACACAGACGAGACACCAAUGUCUUGGUCUACAUCAAAAGAAGACUAGCCAUGUGUGCCAGAAGACUCGGGAGGACCAGAGAAGCAGUGAAAAUGAUGAGAGAUUUAAUGAAGGAGUUCCCUCUCCUGAGCAUGUUCAACAUCCAUGAAAACCUUUUAGAGGCUCUCCUGGAACUACAAGCAUAUGCUGAUGUUCAGGCAGUCUUAGCAAAGUAUGACGAUAUAAGCUUACCAAAGUCGGCAACAAUAUGCUACACAGCUGCCUUGCUCAAAGCAAGAGCUGUCUCUGACAAAUUCUCUCCUGAGGCUGCAUCUCGGCGGGGGCUGAGCACAGCAGAGAUGAAUGCGGUAGAGGCCAUUCAUAGAGCUGUGGAAUUCAAUCCUCACGUGCCAAAAUACCUACUAGAAAUGAAAAGCUUAAUCCUGCCCCCAGAACACAUCCUGAAGCGAGGGGACAGUGAAGCAAUAGCAUAUGCAUUCUUCCAUCUGGCGCACUGGAAGAGGGUAGAAGGAGCUUUGAAUCUUCUCCAUUGUACAUGGGAAGGCACUUUUCGGAUGAUCCCUUAUCCCUUGGAAAAGGGGCAUCUGUUUUAUCCCUACCCCAUCUGUACAGAGACAGCAGAUCGUGAGCUGCUUCCAUCUUUCCAUGAAGUCUCAGUUUACCCCAAAAAGGAGCUUCCCUUCUUUAUUCUCUUUACUGCUGGAUUGUGUUCCUUCACAGCCAUGCUGGCCCUCCUGACACAUCAGUUCCCAGAACUCAUGGGGGUCUUUGCAAAAGCUAUGAUUGACAUUUUCUGCUCGGCAGAGCUCAGGGACUGGAAUUGCGAGAGUAUUUUCAUGCGUGUUGAAGAUGAACUGGAAAUCCCACCGGCACCUCAGUCUCAACAUUUCCAAAACUGAACUCAUCACCCUCCUCCCCCCACCACCAAAACUGCUCCUCCUCCCGUAUCCCUGACCUCCGCCAGUGGCUUUGACAUCCACCCAGUCACUCAAGCCAGAAACUCGGCAGCCCUCCCAGACUCUUCCUUCUCUCACCCUUUACAUCCCAUCUGUCUCUGUUUCCACAGUCUGUCAGAUCUAACCUCCUGAGCUGCUCGGUGGUCAGUAGAUGGAAUUCACCUCUUCUUAUCUUCCUUCUUAUCCCAUGACUCUCUCUGAGUUUAGAUCUCUGUGAUUUCUUGCAAGAGUCUUAACUGGUCUCCUUUUUUCCAGGCUUCUCCUCUGCCAGUAUUUCCUUUGUACUGACCCAAAAAUGAUCUUUUUUUUAGAAAAUCUGAGCAUGUCACUUCUGUGCUUGAAUUUCCCCAAUGGUUUCCCACCAACAUCGGGAUAAAGUCACAGGUCUUUAGCAUGGCACACGAGGUCCUUUGUGAUCGGGCCCCUGCUUGCCUCUUCAGCCUAGUCUCUCUCAACUCUUGCCCAGGCACUGCUCUUGGGCCCCAGUGAAUUGCUCACCAUUCCCAGAUGCAACAGGCUCUUGUGCACCCCAGUGCUUUUGCACGUGCUGUUUGCCCUGUGUGGAAUGCCCUUCCCCAUUACCACCAGCACUUGUCCAGUCUACUAAUGCCUCUUUAUUCUUUCAUACUCUGCUUGCUUUCUAAAUUCCUCCUAAGCUGAGUUAGAAGCCUUUCCUCUCUGAUCCCACCCAUGAAUACCUAUAUUAUUACAUUUAUUGUACUGUAUUAUAAUUGUUAAAAUCUUGUCUGACCCCCUUUUAGAAUGUGAGCUCCUUGCGAGCAGGACUGUGUCUUCCUCAUCUCUGUAUCCCCAUAGCUUUGCCUUGCACAUAGUAGGUUUUCAAUAAAUGAUUAUUAAAUGAA
This is a messenger RNA of Bubalus bubalis (water buffalo), 4346 nucleotides long. RefSeq names its product suppression of tumorigenicity 7 (gene ST7). The record is from RefSeq and is a predicted model, not a curated record. The transcript has 16 exons. The coding region runs from base 1798 to 3426 and encodes 542 amino acids. NCBI's taxonomy places the organism in Eukaryota, Metazoa, Chordata, Mammalia, Artiodactyla, Bovidae.